Histoplasma mississippiense is the source of this 2634-nucleotide messenger RNA. RefSeq lists its product with no specific name. The record is from RefSeq and is a predicted model, not a curated record. Bases 1 to 2634 code for a protein of 877 amino acids. Lineage: Eukaryota; Fungi; Ascomycota; Eurotiomycetes; Onygenales; Ajellomycetaceae. Gene Ontology annotation, molecular function: protein binding. The transcript is spliced from 6 exons.
AUGCCAGCGACUGGACUUGCAAUAAAAGACGGAUCGGCAGAGCCAAUAAAAGUAAAAAGCAAAGUUCUCAGAAGCGUUCCGGCUUUUAGACGGUUUGUAGCAUUCGGAUGCAACUCGACUCAAAUUCACAAGAAAACCCUGCCCAAGCCAUACGUAAUAGCGUUCCCUCCAAGAUUAAGCUUGAAUGGUGCCAUCUUAUCUCGCGAGCACAAAUUGCUUCGAAGGACCCCACACUCUACAAAAUUCAAACAGAUUGGGCUCAGUUCGAGGCUUACUCUCGCACAGGCCGAGAUCCUGAGACGUGUUUUCAAUAAAAGCACAUCUAUUCAACAACAGUCUCUUUGGAGGCUGGGCCCCGAUACUACAUCCGUCCCAGAAGCCCCCGAAGAAGCGACCGAAAAAGUCGUCCGACUCAUCUUCCGGCUCGACCCAAGGGAAGGACGACCUUGCUGCCAUCGUCUCAAAUCUCGAAAAAACAAUCCCAAUGAAAAGCUUGAGGCUAUCCUGAAAAGCACCGUCCAUCAUCGCAUACAGGAAGUCCCACCACAGUUCGCCGCUGCUGUGAACAUCAUUCUUGCCAUAGAACGAUCCGACCAGAUCAUCGAGGUCAAACAGCUAUCGAAGCGAGUUUCCUACAACGCAUUGGCUAAGCCACAUCCGAAGGGAAAAUCCGUCGACGAGAUCGUGGAGCAAGUUUUUGAAAAUGAUAAAGAUAUUAAGCGAAAGGUAUACCAUUACCUCAGGCUUGGAAACAAGUGGUGGACGAUUGUCGAAUCGGUUAGGUCAAUUCUCAGCGAUAUUUUGUCGACGAAAUUAUCAGAAACCCAGGUUACCGGCAUUUUCUGCGUGCUCAGGGCUCUAUCCGUCUGGGAGCGAGCAUCCCCAGAAGCCUGCUCCGCUGCCCUCUCCGCUCUUGCAAAGAAAGAUAUAUAUCAACGUAUUAAGGCAUUCAGCCCUUAUGUUAAUUCCGCACUGCGCCAUAUAUCAGGCACGCACACAUUCAUCCACCACUCGUACGACAGCAACGGGAUGGUCAAGUUAGUCCCCAUGGGUCGCCGUCUUCAUACUGCCUCCAGCACAGACUCUCACUGGAGAGCAUCAUCCACUGCAGCAGUGUCUGCAGCGCUUCCUGAAUUAAGGGGAGACCGUUCAGAAGUGGCAGGACUUUUAAUGGUGCUUUUGUGUUUCCUCGCGAGAUCAGAGGUUCCUCUGCAGCUUUGCGUCCGUGGAGCUUCACCUCGAAAACGCUGGGGUGAUCAGGGUGAGAUUAAGGAGACGGGCCCACUUGACACCGGUCUUGUUCCUGAACUGGUCCACACGUUUUCGAAUUACACGGAUCUCAACAACGCAUUAUGCGAGCUUCAGUCGUUCUCGGCCAUCUCAAAGAAGCCCGAUAAUACUUGCCUACUAGAUCCAUGCGUUUUAAAUCGCGUUUUGUGCAGCCUAUCUCCCGAGUUUCACCCUUUUUGGAGGCUACAAGCUUUGAUCAUCGCGUUUCGCUCGGUUUCAUGGAAAUAUCUUGAGCCUGGGCCCUUGGAUAUGAAGCUCUUCAUACCACACCUACGGCAUACUGUGCGUGAGGUUCGAAAUCACGACGGCUUCCAAGACUUGGCAAAAAAUAUGAGGACCGAUCUCAUCCUUACCCUUGCUGAGGCGUCUAGGUUCCCUGGUAUGGCGUGGAAGCGAUUCGCAAUCGAUCAAGCGAAAGAGCUCAUGCGCGGCCUGAAUGACGCAUAUAUUCAAUCCUGCAUUGCCCAGCGAGAAUGUCUCGUGUACCGGACCACAGGAUUUAUGAAUGAAGCUACCAAUGUUAUCGAUAGUGCCCCCGGUCCAGGUCAGCUCCCGGUUGUUGCAAAAAAGAACGUGCAUGCUGGAUUUGGUCAGAGUGCCAUACAGAGCGCGUUGAACCAUAUCCAAGUUGACGAGCUCGCCAUGGCCACAGAUGUGCUAGAUGCGUGGCAACCGCUUGGUCGAAUACCGGCGGCAAUUGAGGAAGUUGUACUCUUUCGUAAACAUGUCAUUCUCGGGAAAGUUUUACGGUUUCAAGGCAAAUUCAGAGAAUCAUUGUUGAAUCUCGAGAAGUCAAAAAAUUUGGCAGACCGUUGCCAUAACCUCUUCUUUGACGAAGAUCGAUGCGAUCUUAUGUGUAAUCUCGCUGACACAAUACGAGAACUUGAACGCCCCGCGAACGCCGAACGUUGUCUUCGCACGGAAAUCGCACGACAAAAUCAGGUAUCUCGGCCGGAUCUUUUGAAACUGGCUCUGGCAGAAUGCCUAUUUGCUCAAGGACGAUAUGCGGAAGUGGAGACGAUCUGUUCAGAGGUCAAAUCCAAGCCAAACCUUCUGAAUAUGGAGAAGAUGCGCCUCGCCAUUACACGAGCAAAGGUAUUUCACAUCAACUCCGAUUGGGAGGGAGCGUUUCAGUGUUGGACAGAGGCAAUGCAAGCUGUCGAUAAAUUCACUUUGACAAAGGGCCAUACGACACGUACAAUUCUUCUCUCCAUCUGCGAUAUUUGCGCCGCCAGGGACAGCAUGAGCUGGAGCUCAAAUCCCGUGAUCAAUUGGCUACGCUUGAAAAACUGGCUGGGACGGGAGGGUCGCUGUAUUGGAUUGCGGGUUUACGUCACUGGUUAG